GCACCGCCUUUCCGUUCCUUCUCCGUGUUGUUCAUUUCUGGCGCCCCUCCCCCAACGCUCUUUCCGAGCCUGGUCACGUGACCAGGCCUCUCUGCUCAUCCUCUGCGCUGACGCUGCUGGAGGCAGCACUUCCUGCCUGUGCUGCCGGGCUGGUCAACAUUUUGGCGACCCAUCCGGGAACCAGAGAAGCCCCCUGACAGCUCCUGGGCUGCUGAGCAAAGAGGUGCGGUGCCCACCUUGAGCGCGUGGUCACUGCUUUUCUCACCGACCCUGGAUUUUGAAGAACCCUGCCGUCUCCAUGACAACAAGCCCAUGUUAGCCUGCUGGAGGAUGAGAUACUUCAGGGAGUAGAACCAAGGUGCCCAGUCAACAGCCAGCUCCUCACCAGAAGCAGAGCCCCCUAAUCAACCUGCAGCUGACCACACAUGCAUGAAGGAGCCCAGCUGAGACCAGAAGAAUUGUCUCGCUGAGCCCAGCCUGAGCUAGACACAAACUUCCUUAACAAUUUGGGAAGGAGCAACCUGGGGCCUAGAGGAAGGAUUCUGGCAAGAGAACUAAUUUCAGGUAGGGUACCUUGCAGGUAACCAUCACCGAGCUUCUGCUUAAGCCCCCAGAAGCCUAGGCCCGCUCCCAGCACUAACCCCGCCCCUACCCGGGACCGCCUCAACACGUGCGGCGUGCCUGCACUGCGCAUGCCCGCGGGGAAGGGGCGGGGCGAGCCGAACCCUAGCAGGACCUGCGUGGGGAAGAUCAUGGCCAUGCUGUGUCGGCUGCGAGAGGUGCCCCGGCACUUGCUGGUCUGCGAAAAGUCCAACUUCGGCCACGAGAAGUCGCGCCACCGGCACCUCGUGGAGACGCACUAUCACAACUACAGGGUUUCCUUUCUGAUUCCUGAAUGUGGGAUACUAUCAAAAGAGCUGAAGGACCUGGUCAUGGACUCUGGACCCUAUUACUUUGUGAAGGAUUUACCUCUUCAUGAGUUAAUCGCACACGAAUUCAUCAAUACUUUUGUCAAGAAAGGUGCGUGCUAUGCACUAACGUACAACACAAAUAUUGACGAGGAUAAUACUGUGGCCCUGCUACCAAACGGGAAAUUAAUUUUAUCACUGGAUAAAGACACUUAUGAAGAAACUGGACUUCAAGGUCGUCCAUCUCAGUAUUCUGGCAGGAAGACCAUGAAGUUUAUUGUUUCCAUUGAUUUGAUGGAUUUAUCCUCUAAACUGGACUCUAAGAAGUAUAAAAGAAUAUCUUGGGCUUUCAAAGAAAAGAAACCAUUGAAAUUUGAUUUUCUUUUGGCGUGGCAUCAAACAGGUGCAGAAGGAUCAACGAUGAUGUCAUACUUUUCCAAUUACCGGAUUCAGGAGCGGCAGCCAAAAAUAGCGCUGAGCACGGUGACAGAUCUGCCGUGCCCCGUGCUGCGGAGCGGCGAGCUCAGGGGCGAGCCGGAGGCGGCCUGCAGCGCCCAGGAGCUCUUCGAGUGGCUGGGCGCCGUCUUCAGUAACGCCGAGCUAAAUAAUGAGCCUGAUAAUUUCAUAUCAACCUACUGCUGUCCCCAGCCAAGCACAGUGGUGGCGAGAGCGAGCUUGUGUACAAUCACUGGUUUCAUCCUUCCAGAGAAGAUACGUCUUCUGUUGGAACAGCUGUGUCGCUACUUUGACGAACCAAAGUUGGCCCCGUGGGUGACGUUGUCGGUUCAAGGCUUUGCAGACAGCCCUGUUUCCUGGAGAGAAAACGAACACGGUUUUCGAAAAGGAGGAGAACAUUUAUACAACUUUGUGGUUUUUAGUAAUCGGGACUACUGGCUUCAGUUGGCUGUUGGGGCAAAUGAUGACUGUCCACCAUGACAAGCACAGAGUUUAAAGUCGUGUUUGUUUAUGUUUAUGCUCGUUUUCCGUAUUUCUCGGCAGUAUAAGGACUGUGUGUUCACUCAGACUUGGGUGAUGAGGACAUUUCUCAGAUCGGCGUCUGUUAGCAUCUGCCCUGGACUCGGGCCCAUCCUGUGACAGGCUUGCCGUCAGGUGGAAGCUCAUAGCUGAUUUCUCCCUGUCACUAUGAGCCCAGGGCGUGGGCUACUGCGUCGUAACUUGGGCCACGAUGGCCAGGGACUGGGGGUUAUGGGACUACUGGGUAAGAUGUGUGCUGUGAUUGUGAGUUUCUCACAUCAUAAUAACAAGAAAUCCUUAACAUCAUA
This is a messenger RNA of Lagenorhynchus albirostris (white-beaked dolphin), 2191 nucleotides long. It is a transcript of the gene RPP40, whose product is annotated as ribonuclease P/MRP subunit p40. Bases 693 to 1844 code for a protein of 383 amino acids. Gene Ontology annotation, biological process: tRNA 3'-end processing; endonucleolytic cleavage in ITS1 to separate SSU-rRNA from 5.8S rRNA and LSU-rRNA from tricistronic rRNA transcript (SSU-rRNA, 5.8S rRNA, LSU-rRNA); tRNA 5'-leader removal. Gene Ontology annotation, molecular function: ribonuclease P activity; ribonuclease MRP activity. Gene Ontology annotation, cellular component: ribonuclease MRP complex; multimeric ribonuclease P complex. NCBI's taxonomy places the organism in Eukaryota, Metazoa, Chordata, Mammalia, Artiodactyla, Delphinidae. The transcript is spliced from 11 exons. The record is from RefSeq and is a predicted model, not a curated record.